AUGGGAAGACGUCAGAGGGAAGUUCAUCAACCAUCUCUAUGCCUGACUCCAGGGCCAGAAGGUCAACGCCUUUAUAGACGAGAAAAAGCUGGCGAGAGGGGAGGUCAUCGAGAAGUAUAUAUUGACCGCGAUCGAGACGUCGAGAUUCUCCAUGGUCGUGUUUUCCUCCAGGUACAUCGACUCGGAGUGGUGCUUGGAUGA
Messenger RNA from Linum tenue, 201 nucleotides. Lineage: Eukaryota; Viridiplantae; Streptophyta; Magnoliopsida; Malpighiales; Linaceae. The record is from the annotation of a GenBank genome assembly.